UACGACGAUACCUAAAUAAUUUAAAUGAAGUGUAAUAUAUAUAUAUAUAUAUUGUUUUGGAGGGAGGAGAAUUGAUGGGGGGUGGGGGUGUGUGGUGGAAUAUAAUUGCCAAUAUUAUUAUCAUUAUUAUUAUUAUUAAUAAAGAAAGAAUCUCAUUGAAAUAAUUAUAAAUAAUCAUUGAAUGAUAAUAUGAAUUAAACCUCCAGAUGAAUGAAUGUAUUCCAUCUUUAUUGGAAUUUAUUAAUCAUACUAAUAAAUUAAAUUCUUCUUUCAGAAAUAAUGAUAAAAUUACAAAUUAUAGUCUUAUAAAAUUUGGUACAGAAUUUAGUAAAAUUCAUGGUCCAUUAAGUUUAGCUGUAUGUAUAUUUGGUAUACCAGCUAAUUUAGUGAAUAUUAUUGUAUUAACACGACGUGAAUUAGCACAAACUGCUACAAAUCAUUUAUUAUUAUGGUUAGCUGUUGCUGAUUUAUUAUUAAUGAUAUUAUAUGCACCAUGUUUAUAUCAUUUUUAUAUUAUUCAUCCACAUCCAAUGAAAAAUCCAAUUUAUACACCAAGUAAAUUAUGGAUUAUAUAUCAAGAAAUAGUUGUUAGUUGUGCAUUAAUGUUACAUUCAUUAGCAUUAUGGUUAGCUGUAUUAUUAGCAUUAUUUCGUUAUAUACAUGUAGGUUUUCCAAUGUCUGGUUCAAUAUAUACAACACGUAAAAGAGCAUUUAUAUCUGCAUCAUUAACAACAUUAUUUUGUAUUAUUGUAUCUAUACCAAAUAUAUUAGUUAAUCAUUCAGAAUCAUGUUUAGGACCCAUAUUAAAUUAUAAAUCAAAUAAUGACAAAUUAUUUAAUAAAAAUAUACAAAUUUAUUAUUAUAUAACAUCGGAACCAGAUUUUAAUGAGAUACAUUCAUUACAAUAUAUCAAUAUAACAAUUAAACAAUUAAAUGGUUGGAGAACAAAACAAUUACAUAAUUUUAAUGUAUGGUUACAAGCUGUUAUAACAAAAAUUGCACCAUCAUUUUUAUUAACCAUAUUAACUAUUUUAUUAAUUAUUGAAUUACAAAAAUCAAUAAAACGUCGUAAAUUAUUAUUUUUACAUCGUGAUAAAUCAUUAUCUAUUAUACAAUCUACAUCGAUACCUCCAUUAUAUAAUGAUGAAAGUAAAAAAUUAAAUCGUGAAACACGUACAACAGCAUUAUUAUUAACUAUUGUAUUAUGUUUUCUUGUAAUUGAAUUACCUCAAGGUAUAUUAGUAACAUGUAUACAUUUAAUUGAUAAAUUUGAAGAGAAUGUUUAUCAACAUUUAGGUGAUUUAUUAGAUUUUUUAACAUUAUUAAAUGAAUCAAUUAGUUUUAUUAUAUAUACAACUAUGUCAUAUCAAUUUCGUCAAACAUUUGUAAAUAUAUUUUGUCCAUUAUUAAUACAUAAAUCAAUUAUAUAUCAUGAACAACCAACGAAUACAAUACAAUAUCGUCAACAAUAUCGUAUAUCACCAAUAAAACAUUAAAUAAUCAAUGAAUUAUAUAAUAAAUUCCAUGAUACUUUUUAAUUAACUAACUCACUUGGAUACAAAUGAAUGAUGAUGAUGAACUAUUAAGAAGAAUGAAUUAUUAGUAUUGAGAAUAGAAGUUUAUUAUGAACUUCUUUACAAUUAAAUAAUAAACUAUGAAAAGAAUUAAAAUAGAGAUACUGUGGUUCAUAAGUUUUACACCUAAUGAAAUCCAUCAUAGAAACUAAUAAAGUAAAUGAAAUGGUUCAAUUUAUAAUUGUUACUAUACAAAUAAUAUUCAUUUAAAUGUAACACUUACAAUAUUGAAUAUAUAUUGUGUAUAAUUAUUCAUGCUUUGAAAUUAAUCAAUAAAUAGAGAUAAUUUACUAUUUGAAAAUGAAAAAAAACGAAAAACAAAAAUAAAAAUAAACAAAAACAAAAAAAAAGAAAAAAGGAAAGUAGUUUGAGUUUUUUUUUGUGAAACAUAUAAUGUUUAAUAUUUCAUAAUAUAUAUUCAUUGAAAAAAUAUUUUGAAAAAUCAAUCGGAAUUUUUUCUCCCCAUAAAUACACAAAAAGAAACAUUAUUUAGUUGCUAAGUGAAUAGAUUUACUCAUAGUAAUAAUAAAAUUCUGAUAUGAAUUCAUAUGAAAUUUGAUUUUAAAUAAUACUUAUCAGGGUUUUUUUCUAUAUUUUAAGAGAUUCCUAAUUCAUAAAGUAUAUAUUUAGUUCACUUAGUAUUGUUUGUUUGAAUCUUCCCAUUGAUGUUCAGCAUUACUAUUGAUCGGACACUUAUUUAGUCCCAGAAUGAACAUCAAAUCUGAGAUGCAGGUACAUGCAGUUGGUUUAUCUCAAAUAGGACGAAACGCGCAUCCUUGAUACCACUGCCAGCCACUAUCCAUCUUUGCAUAUAUAUUUAGUGUUAAUAUUGUUUAUGGAAAUUAGUAUCUCGUUGAACUAUAGAGCAGUUAACAUGGAUUUAUAUAUAUAAUAGUUGGAUUCAUGUGUUGACUAAGGCUAGAUCACCAUGGAAAAUCUGGAAGCAUUAGAUGGCCGUUUCGUCCUAGUGUGCGAUUCUUCAGUCGUGGUCUAAUUUUAAUUGUUUCAUGAAGUCAACUAUUGAAAUUAAAUACAAUUUCCAUAAAAACCAUCCCAAUCUAAUUUAUAAAUAUGACAAUCUUCAGUCUUUAUCAAUUUACGCCUAACACUCACAGAUAGUACUUAGUUUUGUGAGACUAAAGGUCGCCCAAAGGUCGCCCAUAUAUUACCGUCUCACUGUUGUUUCGUUUAUAUAUGUUUCUUGUAAAUAUUAAAUUCUGAAGAUUUAAACAUGAAUAUCAUUUAUUUUCCGAUUAGAACUACAUAAUGUUUCUUCAUAUAAUUAACAUUUAAACGUGGUUAUUGAUUUGCCUCAUAACUAUUCCACUUUCUAAAGUAUCACAAAUAUAUAAAAUAAGAAUGAAAGUAGAUUGUUAUCUGUUACAUUUGUAACAUUUUGAUUUAGUCAUUACCUUUAUGCUCUAUGUUAUUCUUCUUCAAUAUAAAAUAAGCAUUAUGUAUAAUGGAAGAUGUGGAGGUGUGGCAACUUGAACCGAUGCAUAUAUGUGCCUAGAGAUGGUGGGGAAGAUUUGUAGCUCAGGUGGAUGAUUUUGGUGGAGUUUUGUUCUCUGAGCUGGAUGGUUUGGUCGUGGAGCUUUCAUCGUUCUUCUGAACGAUAUCGACAGCACAAACUUCAGAUAGAGGUGAAGUGUUCGAAUUUCUCCAUAUGUGUUUCAGGAAAAUCAUGCACAAAUAAAGGAACAAAAAUCAAACCAAUGGGAGACACAACCAAAACAAAGAAGUAAACAAUGAUAAAUUUAAGGUCAAUAAGAACCAAUCAACAUCGAGGUGCACAGAACAAGCUGUGAAACACAUAUGGAGAAAUUCGAACACUUCACUUUUAUCUGAAGUUUGUGCUGAUGAUGUCGUUCAGAAGAACGAUGAAAGCUCUACGACCAAACCAUCCAGCUCAGUGAACAAAACUCCACCAAAAUAUGUGCCUAGUCCUACGUUGUAGCUGACUGACUAACUGACCAUAAUGAAGGUAUGAUCUGAUUCAGUUAGAGAAAUCGAAGAGAUUCACUAAUAUGAUUUUCAUUAUCUAAUAAUGUUUCUAAUUGUUUUCAAUGUUGUCAUACAACAAUCUUAAUCAUUUUAAGUUGACAACAAUUGUCAACUGAAUUUCUGAUUAAGAAGACAACUUUGUAAACGUGUGAUUUAUUAAAUAUAUUGACUGAUUCAAGUUAUCAUUUAAUAAGAAAACAUUGAGAAGAAAACGUUUACUAUACAUUGAAUUGUUUGUUGAUUUAUUCUAACUGCAUAAUAAUAACUUGAAUUAUUUUUCUGGUUAGCGUUUUUUAGCGAGCUAGUUUCCCACGGCAUGUAGUCACUAACCCCAUGCCCAACGCUCCUCCUUCAUCCGGGCUUGGUGCCAGAAGUAGCCCCAGAGGGACUUGAUCAAUCUAUAUAUAUUAUAUUGUACAGAAUAAUAAAUCAGUCUUAUCUCCAUGUAAAUAAAUCUUAUGUACAUCAUCUAAUGGUGUAGAUUAACUAGAAAUGUUCAAUAUAUCUGAUAUUUGGAUUAUAAUAUCUGUAGAGACAUAAGCUUCAAUAAAUUAGAUACACCAAUAUUUUCAAUCAGCUGUUACUUUUUUUAUUUGAGCUACUAAGUAUCAAACAUAGAUUAUUCACAUUACAGGUUUAUUAAAGAUUGAUUUAAAAAUCUUAGUAUUCACAUAUGAAAACAUGAAUCUAAUUGAAUUAUUUCAUUUUUUUUUCUUAGUUUUAAACGUUAACAUCAUGUAUGAAAGGAAAUAAACAGAUAGGGGAGAAGAUUUCUAGCUCAGGUGGGUGAUUUUGACGAAGUUUUAUUCUCUGAGUUGGAUGGUUUGGUCAUGAAGUUUUCGUCGUUCUUCUGAACAAAAUCAUCACCAUAAACUUCAAGUAGAAGAACAAUGAACGCUCCACAACGUAGAUCAGAAAGCACUGAACAAUUAUAUAUUUAAAGCUUUGAAAUUUUCAACAAUAAGCAUGCACAGUCCCAUAAAGCCAUCACAUGAUGGCAAAGGUUCAUUAGGUGAUGUCGAUCAGUGAUGAAAACCACAUCCAAUCAAAGUUUUUAACUAAAUGCUUAUAUAUAUAUAUAUGUUAAUUGAUGAGUCAAUUAAAGUUAGACCACCAAGGAAAAACCGAAAAUACUGAACGGCAGUUUUAUCUCAGUAUGGGACUCUUCAGCAGUUCAUAUCCACGAUCCCGCUCGCGGAGUUCGAACACAGGACAUAUAGAUCUCGCGCGCGAACGCUUAGCCUUUAGACCACUAAGCUGGUCGAUAUCCAACGGUGUUAAUGUUUAACUUCAACCAGUCCACGGUAGUGAGCGACCGUCCACCAUUGUCUUCAGUGAGUUACCAUGUGACAACGGACAUGAUCGACCUCCACUGAUCGUGGCUGCGGAAAGCCAUACUAAGACGAAACAGCCUUUCAGUGCUUCCAGGUUUUCCACGAUGGUCUAGAAUUAACUGACUCAUGAAUUCAACUAUUAAACUACUAUAAUAUCCACAAAAACCCCUUUCUGAAUGUAUAUAAAUAUCAUUUUGUUAUGCAAACUCUUGUACUUUCUAAUUUUGUUCCCUAAUUUACUAGUUAGUUAGCUGUUGGUUUGUGUGUAAGAAGUUUACGUUUAAAUUAAAUGUACAUAUUUAUCAACUACUGUUAUUUUUAACCUGGUCGGUGGACUAUACUCCACGACGUGUAACAGGCGUACGUAAAUAGUUUUACAUAAAAAGAGUCUUGUAACAAUAUAUAAGUAUAAUAUAGUUAAACUAUUGAGAAACUAUAAAUAUUUAAGUCAUUAUCAAUCUCAUUUUAAAUCAACAUUUACACAUUUUUCAUUUUUAGUUAAACAAUCACUGAAAAACAAAGAGAGCGUUGAACUGUUAUUUUGUUUUAGUCUGGAACACUUCUGUGCUGCCAAUCUACGACUUCAUCCUGUGGUAGGACCUAUAAAUCUUCAGAUCUUAUGAUAGGUGCUUAACUUUAAGAUCACUGAUUCGUUAUUCAGUGGUUUGCAUUUCUAACUCAAAUCUAUUCUUGCUCAUCCAUAACCACGCUGUAAGCUACAAAAACUUCAUAACCUCAAAAUAUUCUCUAUAUUAAUAGUUAUUAUUUCAUUCACAUACAUGAUAUUAAAAAUAACAUUUUAAUUUUAACAGUUUCAUACACUUAUAAUUAUUGUUUCAAUAGUUGAAUUCACGAGUCCAUCAAAGCUAGAUCACCAUGGAAAACAUGAAGGUACUGGACGGCUGUUUCGUCACUGUAUGAGACGCUUCAGCAGUGCGCGUCCAUAAUCCCGCAUGAGGGAUUCGAACUCACAAACUUUAUUCUCAUACGCGAAUGCUUAACGUGUAAGCUACCGAACAACCACACAACGUUUUUAAUGUUUAACUUCAACCAAUCUACGAAAAUGCACACUGCUGAAGGGUCCCAAUACUAGGACGAAACUGCCGUCCAGUGCUUUCAAGUUUUCCGUGGUAGUCUAACUUAAAUCAACUCACGAAUUCAACUAUUAAAAUUAUUACAAUCUCCACAAUAUUUCUUUUUUUGAUAAUUAUUGUUAUUUUGUUUUAAUUUUCUGAUAAUCAAAUGAAAAUAUAGAAAAACCUUAUCGCCUUAUUUUACUUCAAUAUAAACU
Molecule: messenger RNA, 6203 nt
Organism: Schistosoma haematobium
Lineage: Eukaryota; Metazoa; Platyhelminthes; Trematoda; Strigeidida; Schistosomatidae
Gene: DMSR-2
Product: receptor
Exons: 2
Coding region: 207-1496 (429 amino acids)
Biological process (GO): G protein-coupled receptor signaling pathway
Cellular component (GO): membrane
Molecular function (GO): G protein-coupled peptide receptor activity
Source: RefSeq, a predicted model, not a curated record